Molecule: messenger RNA, 1035 nt
Organism: Rhinocladiella mackenziei CBS 650.93
Lineage: Eukaryota; Fungi; Ascomycota; Eurotiomycetes; Chaetothyriales; Herpotrichiellaceae
Exons: 2
Coding region: 1-1035 (344 amino acids)
Source: RefSeq, a predicted model, not a curated record
AUGACGACAACUCUUAAUGCGACAACUUCAUAUCCACCAAACAUCAGCAUCGCCUGCGUCGACUUCCUCGGCGAUGUUCACAGUGCCACUACGUACGUGAAACGCGACCUCGGCUUUCAAGGUCAACUCGGCCAAUAUGUUCUACUGAGCUAUGGCGAUACCAUGUACAGCGACGCCAACUACAGCGAUACCUGGAGAGGAAUGACGAGCGACUCAGCGGCCCUAGCUACACACAAUCCUCUCGUCGUCAUCGACCCGGUCUUAACACCAGAAGGCUACCCGCCACAAUUCUGCCCUUUGGUCGCUUCUUUCGGCGAAGAUCCUGCUAAAUACGGUAUGGGCAUCACCAAUGUGGUCGAAACCGACGACUCGGGCCAAGGUCAAGGGAUCAUGUUUUUCCUCUUGAACCACCGGCCAAACGGGACCAACAAUCUCAUCGGCGCUGGUGUUGCUUCUGUGACCCUUAACACGUCAACAUACCCGCCCGUGCCGCAGAUUCGCCGUCUCCCGCCGCGGUACUGGUGGGACGCGACGCGCGAACCGUGGUAUGGCGAUGUCUGCGCUCUGCGAUGGGAAGACUACAUCUACGGCUACGGCCACGGUGGGGAAGGAAAUCCUUGGGUCUAUCUAACGCGGGUGCGUGCUGCUGAGGCUACCAAUUUCGCCUGCUACGAGUAUUGGAACGGAUCUGACUGGCAGAGUGAGCGCCUCGACUCCCAAUCCAUAGGCGAGAAAGAGAGUGUCUUCUGGCAGAUCAACCAGGGGCAGGUCAUCUGGUCGAAUUACUACGGUUGUUUUUUCUUUGUCUACUGCGACAACUGGAUGAACUCGAAGGUUCUCCUCAAAACGUCCCCGAAACCCGAAGGCCCUUGGUCAGAUCCCAUCACUCUAUAUCAGGCCACUCCCAUCCGACAGGACAGCUCGAUCUACGCGGCGGUGCCACAUCCGUAUUUCGACAACUCGGGGAAAACUCUCGUUGUCACGUUCACGAAUCAUCCUAAUACUAUCCAAGCUGUGCGUGUUGUUUUCGCAUAG